Messenger RNA from Aspergillus ibericus CBS 121593, 646 nucleotides. RefSeq names its product putative aflatoxin biosynthesis ketoreductase nor-1. NCBI's taxonomy places the organism in Eukaryota, Fungi, Ascomycota, Eurotiomycetes, Eurotiales, Aspergillaceae. The record is from RefSeq and is a predicted model, not a curated record. The coding region runs from base 32 to 646 and encodes 204 amino acids. The transcript has 4 exons.
CUUCACGGAUACCAAACCCACCACCCACACCAUGCCCCCCACGAUCGUCCUCAUCACCGGCGCCAACCGUGGCAUCGGAAAGGGCAUCUUAAAGCUCUACCUGCAGAAGCCCAAUCACACUGUCAUCGCAGCAACCCGAGACCCAACCCAUCCGAUCUCCACAGCUCUGACGGAUCUCCCCACAGCAGAGGGUACCACAUUACUGAUCAUCAAGAACGAAUCGACCUCACCGACUGAUGCAGCAGCUGCGGUACAAGAGCUUGCGUCCCGGGGCAUCUCUCACAUUGACAUCGUGGUCGCUAAUGCUGCUAUCGCGCUUGGCUGGCCUAAGGUCUCGGAUGUGACCGUUGAGGAGAUUCAGAGGCAUGUUGAAGUUAAUGUUCAUGGGUUCAUCCGCCUCUGGCAAGCUUUGAACUUCAUCCCUCUCCAGAGUGCUUCGUACGCUCCUACGAAAGCAAUCCAAUACUGGUUCACUAAGGCUAUCUCGAGUGAGGAUCCUUGGAUCACCGCAUUUGUAGUUGAUCCUGGCUGGGCUCUUACAGUGGAAGAAAGUGCUACGGGGGUGGUUACUGUGAUUGAUGCUUCGACGCGAGAGACGCAUAGUGGAAGGCCGUUUAAUUAUGAUGGUGAUGAAUUGUCGUGGUGA